Thrips palmi is the source of this 1481-nucleotide messenger RNA. RefSeq names its product peroxisome biogenesis factor 2 (gene Pex2). Gene Ontology annotation, biological process: protein import into peroxisome matrix. The record is from RefSeq and is a predicted model, not a curated record. Lineage: Eukaryota; Metazoa; Arthropoda; Insecta; Thysanoptera; Thripidae. Gene Ontology annotation, molecular function: zinc ion binding. The transcript has 7 exons. Gene Ontology annotation, cellular component: peroxisomal membrane. The coding region runs from base 459 to 1340 and encodes 293 amino acids.
UCCGAUAGAGAGCCGCUCGCACGGCCGGCCGAAGGGGUGUCGAUGCCAUUCCGCAUCCGCAAAGCCUCGCGGCCUCGCGGACGUUCCGCGGGGAAGGACGGGCGAGCCCGCCAGAGGCCAUGCAGUCUGGCCAACACGCGGCAUCGAAGUUCUCACAACUCAUUUCCUGGCACCGAUUUCAAAAAGAUCAAACAACCUAUCAAUCUCAUUUAGGUUUAUUAUCAAUAGAUAGCCUUCGCGUCCUCCCAUUCAAGUUGCGCCUCAUCGUAGUUUCCUUUUUGCAAAGCGACAGUUUGACACCCUGAAACUACAAUGUCAGCUGCUGUCGGCUGCUGUUGAGCCCUGUUGUUUACCUAGGUACCGUUUCUAACUCGGCAAUGGCUAGAAUUCGGGAGGUAUUGGUGUGAGGGUAGUUGAGGAAUUAGUGGGAGAUUCCUUCAGGUUUUACCGCGGCCAGCAUGGAGAAGAAUGACCUUAUUGUCAAAAGCCGCGUGGAGCAGCUUGAUGCUCUUGAAUUGGAUCGUGAAGUUUUGCAUGUUUUAAAGAGCCAGUUGUUAAGUGUCCUGAAAUUUCUACCUCUGUCAUGGCAGAACAAAUGGGAACCAGAGGUGGACACAAUCCUUCAAAUAAUAGUAUUACAUCUGUCCUUAAGAGGAGUUGGGGCAACAUUUGGUCAGCAGCUUUUAAACAUAGAAUUUUUUAAAUCACAAAGAAAGUCAGCAUUAUUAGCUGUUAGCAUUCCAAUCAUAUUGAAAUACAUUCAAACAAGAGCUUCCAGUGUAGCAUCAAGAACAGAGAGUAGCAAACUCAAGAAAAUCGUGGAUUUCUUAUCACAGUGGGGGGAAAUCUCUUUCACUGUUGGUAGUCUUUUAAAUCUUCUGUUAUUCCUUCACUCUGGUCACUACCCAAAUUUGCUUUACCGUGUUUUUGGCAUCCAAAUGGCUUAUGUCUCCCCUAAAAGCAGACAACGUCAAGCUGGGUACACUCACAUGACCCGAGAACUUAUCUGGCACAGUUUCAUUGAAUUGCUGGUAUUUGUUUUACCACUGAUUAAUUAUCACUAUCUGAAGCGCCAAGUACUGAGAGUUCUCAUGUUGGGAACCCGUGUAACAAAACCCAAACGAGGAAUCGAAAAGCGAAUCACAUUCACAAUCAAUUCAAAAUGUGCGGUCUGUUCUCAACGUCCAAUACUUCCUCAUCACAUGGAUUGUGAUCAUAUUUUUUGCUUCUUCUGCCUGCAGGCUAACAUUUUGGCAGAUCCACAAUUUCCAUGCCCUCAGUGUGGCCAGGUAGCAUCAGGAUUAUCAUCUGCAAAACGAGUAUGUCUGACAGCAAUGUGAAAGACAAAAGUCAUCUCAAUAUUUUUUUAUCUCUGCACAAGCCAUGUAUAUUUUUAAUAUUUGAAGUUCUAACAAAAAUCAAAUCAAAUCUGUGAUUUCAGGUAAUGAAAAAACUAUUAAAAAGUGUUUGAUGCAUUCAAA